Messenger RNA from Monoraphidium neglectum, 231 nucleotides. Its product is annotated as oligopeptidase A. NCBI's taxonomy places the organism in Eukaryota, Viridiplantae, Chlorophyta, Chlorophyceae, Sphaeropleales, Selenastraceae. The record is from RefSeq and is a predicted model, not a curated record. Bases 1 to 231 code for a protein of 76 amino acids. Gene Ontology annotation, biological process: proteolysis. The transcript has 3 exons. Gene Ontology annotation, cellular component: cytosol; outer membrane-bounded periplasmic space. Gene Ontology annotation, molecular function: carboxypeptidase activity; metalloendopeptidase activity.
AUGGGCCUGUCGGUGGCUGAGGUGCUGUCUGCUGACGCGUUCGCUGCGUUUGAGGAGGUCGGCCUCGAGGACGACGCAAAGGUGGAGGCCACCGGCCGCCGCUUCCGCGACACCGUGCUGGCCCUGGGCGGCAGCGUGGCCCCCGAGAAGGUCUUCGAGCUCUUCCGCGGCCGCGCCCCCAGCACAGAGCCGCUGCUGCGCCACAGCGGCCUCGUCGGCGCCGCGGCAUGA